Messenger RNA from Gracilinanus agilis (Agile Gracile Mouse Opossum), 2043 nucleotides. Its product is annotated as zinc finger protein 383-like. NCBI's taxonomy places the organism in Eukaryota, Metazoa, Chordata, Mammalia, Didelphimorphia, Didelphidae. The record is from RefSeq and is a predicted model, not a curated record. The transcript has 9 exons. The coding region runs from base 1 to 2043 and encodes 680 amino acids. Gene Ontology annotation, biological process: regulation of DNA-templated transcription.
AUGGUCGUUCAUGUUUCCCCAGCUCUGCUGUCUCAGGCCUCUAUCUUUGCCGCAGAGGGGAUGGCUGCUGAGCUGCUGACAGCCAGUUCUCAGGAGCCAGUAACAUUCAAGGAUGUGGCUGUGGACUUCACCCAGGAUGAAUGGGGGCUGCUGGAUCCUGCCCAGAAGGGCCUCUACAGGGAUGUGAUGCUAGAGAAUUACAGGAACCUGGUUUCACUGGGGCUGCUGCAAGCCCAGCCUGAUAUGGUUUCUCACCUGGAACGAGGGGACGAGCCAUGGAUGCUGGAGAAAGAAGACUGCAGAGGCACCCAUCCAGGCGCAGUUGCUUACACGCCUGAAGGUGAGCUCCUAGUGAGAGCCUGCGAGUGUGGCCCACGGCGUGCAAGUGUGCGCGUGCGCAAGGGAUGGGGCGUGUUCCCUUCCCUGGGAAGCCCUUCCCAAGGCGGCGGCAACUUUGUUCCCAGUUUGGGGCGCUUUUCCCCACUGUUUAAGAGGCGGCUUCAUCUCCAUAGUCGUGACUCUCCCAGCUGCCACUGCGGUGGCUCCGGCUGCUCUCUGGGCGGCACUUCGCGCUCGUCUUCCCACGGUUCUUCGUCCUCCCGUCCCCGCGGCAGUCAUUCCCGGCACGUUCCUGUGCUCGCUGUUUGGGGGAGGUGGACCCUGGACAAGUUGGACUGUUUGAUAUUUCAGGAGCCACUGACAUUCAAGGAUGUGGCCGUGACCUUCACCCAGGAUGAAUGGGGGCUGCUGGACCCUGGCCAGAGAGACCACUACAGGGAGGUGAUGCUGGAGAAUUACAGGAACAUGGGCUCCCUGGGGCUUAUCGUCGUCAAACCUAAAGUGAUCUCCCACCUGGAACGAUGGGGGGUGCCGUUUAAGCCGAAGAGAGGAGGCCUCAGCUCAGGUCUGUCAGAAAUGAAGACAGUGUCCGGAGAGUGGGACAGUUUUGAAGAAAGUUCACAUCAGGGAGCAGUUACAAAGAAUAUUUCCUUGAAUUCCAAGUUGGAAGAAUCCUGGGAAUGUGAGGGCAAGUUUGAGAAGAAGCAGAGAUCUAAGGAAGGAAAUUUGAGGCAACUGACAAUCGCACACGAGAAAGUUGCCACUGGGGAGAGAGUCUUUGAAUGUAGUAGUUUCGAGGGGAACUUUGUGACACAGCAGAGAAUUCCUGUAGAUGAGAGACCUCAUAACUGUGAUAAACAUGGCAAUAGCUUCAAAGAGAAUUCAGACCAAACUAAGCCUCAGAAAAUUCAUACUGGAGAGAAGUCCUUUGAAUGUAAUCAGUGUGGGAAGGCCUUCAGCCAAAGCACGUGCCUUACCCAACAUCAGAGAAUUCAUACUGGGGAAAAACCCUAUGAAUGUGCUGAUUGUGGAAAGGCCUUUAGCCAGUGUUCAUCUCUUCAUUCCCACAAGAGAACACAUACUGGAGAAAAGCCCUAUAAAUGCAGCGAAUGUGGGAAGGCCUUCAGUUACCAUGCAUCCCUCACUCAACAUAUGCUAACUCAUACUGGAGAGAAACCCUAUGAAUGCACUGAAUGUGGGAAAGCUUUUAGUCGGAGCACAUAUAUUAUUGAACAUCAGAGAAUUCAUACUGGAGAGAAACCCUAUGAAUGUACUGACUGUGGGAAAACCUUCAGGUACUGCUCAUCUCUUACUCAACAUCAAAGAAUUCAUACUGGAGCAAAACCUUACAAAUGCUUCGAAUGUGGGAAAACCUUCAGAUACUACUCAGUCCUAACUCAGCAUCAGAAAACUCAUACUGGAGAGAAACCCUAUGAGUGUGGCGAAUGUGGAAAAGCCUUCAGACAGAGCUCAGCUCUUUAUUCCCAUCAGAGAAUUCAUACAAGAGAAAAACCCUAUUUAUGUAGUGAAUGUGGGAAAGCCUUUAGCCAGAAUUCAACCCUUACCCGCCAUCAGCAGACACACACUGGAGAAAAACCCUAUGAAUGCAGCGAAUGUGGGAAAACCUUCCGACAGAACUCAGCUCUUUUUUCCCAUCAGAAGACACAUCUGAGAAGCACUUACUCUUCAGUCAUGAAGUUAUAG